AUGCCACGCCACGUCUUGGUAGAUAUCGUCAACGAGUUACAGUACGGCAUACGACCUCACACGGAAAUUGUGUCGCUAUGGUUGCCGCGCAUCGAUCUACUUACCGCACUCAAGUUGCAGAUGAACGAGACGACUAUACCUACAACGAAUAGCAACCUUCGAUCGGAUUCAUCCGACGUCGAAGGUGAAGACAGAGUUAACCCUACCUGGGUUGUGAAGAAGAUCUGCCCAUCCACCCGAUACUUAGCCAACAUGUUGCUGCAGAAGCUCCACGAAAACACUGUGGUCGCGUUCAAGACCUUGAGGCUCGACAAAGCUGGCGCGAACCUCGAAGAUAAUCCAACCUUCCUCCAUUGGUUGGCGCACGUGGAGAAGUUCAAGGCCAAGAUGGAGUGGUAUUGGUUCAACGACUACAGAGUAUUCAACUUGCUGCAGGUGAUCGAUGUCAAACCCACCACAAAUUUUUUUUUUAAAAAUUCUUUUUUCGUUGCGUUUCUGAGCUCAUCAGUAAAGUUUUGGGCAUUGCCGCCAAAACGUUCGAUUAUUUGUUUGGUUCAAAUCCGCCGGAGUGGUGAACGAAACCCGACGUCGCUGCUAAUUCAGUACCAGGGUCAUUCUUAA
Messenger RNA from Phytophthora sojae, 621 nucleotides. RefSeq lists its product as hypothetical. Bases 1 to 621 code for a protein of 206 amino acids. The record is from RefSeq and is a predicted model, not a curated record. NCBI's taxonomy places the organism in Eukaryota, Oomycota, Peronosporomycetes, Peronosporales, Peronosporaceae. The transcript is spliced from 2 exons.